This is a messenger RNA of Neltuma alba, 2059 nucleotides long. Its product is annotated as putative ABC1 protein At2g40090. The transcript has 12 exons. The record is from RefSeq and is a predicted model, not a curated record. Lineage: Eukaryota; Viridiplantae; Streptophyta; Magnoliopsida; Fabales; Fabaceae. Gene Ontology annotation, biological process: lipid homeostasis; mitochondrion organization. Gene Ontology annotation, cellular component: mitochondrial inner membrane. The coding region runs from base 69 to 1700 and encodes 543 amino acids.
CUUCGUUCUGGUUUCGCCUCUUUGCGUUGCUCCAUCCGAGGCUGAGAGCUUGAACUACUUUCUAAAGGAUGGGCCUACUGUCUUUAUGGCGCGCUGGGACGAGGCUUGCUCUGGUUACCUCCACCAUUGGCGGUGGUGCCGCCGCUGCCGCCAUAGCCACCUCCGAUGAUCCUGAAACUACUCUCAAGCUUUGCACCACCGUGCCCCAUCGCCUCAUCCGCGACGCCAUCACCGCUGCCAAUAUUGCUUUCGAUUAUGAAUAUUCUCUUUGGGGACUGCCGGAAGGAAGUAAUGAGCGGUCAACAGUCACGCACGAAGUUCACCUCCGCUCUGCUCGUAAACUUCAAGAGCUGUGUUUUAAGAACGGAGGGAUUUAUAUAAAGCUUGGCCAACAUCUUGGGCAGUUGGAAUAUUUAAUUCCUCAAGAAUAUGUCCAGACAAUGAGGGAGUCCAUGUUGAACAAAUGUCCAGUUUCUUCAUAUGAUCAAGUAUGCCAGGUCUUUAAGAAAGAACUUGGAGAAACACCUGACACAGUAUUUUCUGAAUUUGAUCCAGUUCCAAUAGCAAGUGCUUCCCUUGCCCAAGUUCAUGUAGCCCGCACCCAUGAUGGCCAAAAAGUUGCUGUGAAGGUUCAACAUACUCACAUGACUGAUACUGCGGCUGCAGAUCGUGCCACUGUGGAAUUUGUUGUGAACACUUUGCAUAGGGUUUUCCCCAGUUUUGAUUAUAGGUGGUUGGUUGAUGAGAUACAGGAAAGUUUACCUAAGGAAUUAGACUUUCUGAUUGAGGCAAAGAAUAGUGAGAAAUGUUUGGAGAACUUCCGGAAGUUUUCUCCUCAUAUUGCGAACUAUAUAUAUGCACCAAAAGUGUAUUGGAAUCUAAGCACCUCAAAGUUACUAACAAUGGAAUUCAUGGAUGGUGCCCAAAUAAGUGAUGUGAAGACCAUCAGAAGGCUUGGGAUCCAUCCGCAUGAAGUUUCAAUAUUGGUCACUCAAACUUUUGCUGAAAUGAUGUUUAAGCAUGGAUUUGUGCAUUGUGAUCCUCAUGCUGCUAACCUAUUGGUUCGUCCGUUGCCUUCUAGCAAAAUGAACAUCAUGGGCAAGAGGAAACCGCAGUUGAUUCUUUUAGAUCAUGGACUCUAUAAAGAGCUUGAUUUCCAUACAAGAACUAAUUAUGCUUCCUUAUGGAAGGCAUUGGUGUUUGCUGAUGCUAAGGCAAUAAAGGAGUAUAGUGCAAAAUUAGGCGCUGGAGAGGAUUUAUAUGCACUAUUUGCGGGAGUUCUAACCAUGAGACCAUGGAAUAGAGUUGUUGACCGAUCUGUGGAUCAUUUAGUUAUACGGGGAAAUGAGAGUGAGAGAUCAGAAUUGCAGGAGUAUGCUUCUCAGUAUUUCCCUCAAAUCUCAGAGCUUCUAAGGAGAUUACCACGCGUAAUUCUUUUAAUGCUGAAGACAAAUGACUGUUUACGUGCAGUUAACAAUUCUCUGUUGCAGGGAUCUUCUCUGGAGACUUAUUAUAUCAUCGGUAAGGUUUCUUCGAAGGCUGUGAUUGAGGCAAAGAUGAGGCAAAGCAAAUCCCUUCUAACUUGGUUGAGUGUUGUACUGGAUGACAUUUUGCUGGAAGUGCGGCUCUGGGGAAUGCAGAUAGCCUUGUGGCUUUUACAACUCAGAAAGGCGUUGUCUUGGUCAAACCAAGGAUCAUAAUCCAGAAUGCAGACGUUCUCUGCCAACUUUGUUUCCCUAAUUAAUACAAUUUUUUAAAAAAUAAGUUACUGUAUUCUUUGUCUCCGCGGUCAGAAUUACCAUUUUGCAGAUUCUUUUGACGACAGAUCGGCCAACCAUAUUUACAUUAUUUUAGAUUGGAAAAAAAGAAGAAGAAGUGCUACUCACAUUUUUUGUUAUAUAGUCCUGUAUUCAUUCUGAUACUCGAAAUUUGUUGUAAAUCCCCGUUGAUAAGGGGAGUAAUUCAUUGAGGAUUAAAGAAGACAAUAGAGCUCAAUUUCAACUGUAGCAUCUGCAACUUAUUUGAUGACUCUUUUAUAUCGUGAAGUUUCCAAAGAUGA